Exserohilum turcica Et28A is the source of this 3508-nucleotide messenger RNA. RefSeq lists its product as uncharacterized. Gene Ontology annotation, molecular function: mRNA binding; translation initiation factor activity. NCBI's taxonomy places the organism in Eukaryota, Fungi, Ascomycota, Dothideomycetes, Pleosporales, Pleosporaceae. The transcript has 4 exons. Gene Ontology annotation, biological process: formation of cytoplasmic translation initiation complex; translation reinitiation. Bases 74 to 3286 code for a protein of 1070 amino acids. The record is from RefSeq and is a predicted model, not a curated record. Gene Ontology annotation, cellular component: multi-eIF complex; eukaryotic translation initiation factor 3 complex, eIF3e; eukaryotic translation initiation factor 3 complex, eIF3m.
CGGCUGCGUCGCCUGCUUGCUGUAAAGCCCAUCCAACUCGUGCAGUUGGAUCUGCGACCUCGACCUGCCCAGCAUGGCGCCUCCUCCCCACUCCAAGCCGGAGAACACUCUAAAACGUGCCCAGGAACUCAUCGGAGUCGACCAGCAGCAGGCUGCCCUCCAGCUGCUCCACGAACAUGUCACCUCCAAGCGCACCCGCAACAGCCCCAUCACCUCGCUCGAGCCCGUCAUGAUUCUCUUUGUCGAACUCUGCGUUGAUCUGCGCAAGGGCAAGCUCGCAAAGGACGGCCUGUACCAGUACAAGAACACGGCCCAGAACACAAACGUCGGCACCAUCGAGACUGUCUUCAAGCGCUUCAUUGAGCUCGCCGAGCAAAAGGUCACCGAGGCCCAGGCCAAGGCCGACGAGGUCCAGUCGUCGCUCGAGCCCGCCGACGAGAAGAAUGUCGACGAUCUCGAGGCCACCGAGACGCCCGAAUCGAUCCUCCUGUCCACCGUCUCCGGCGAGCAGUCGCGCGACCGCACCGACCGUGCCAUUGUUACUCCGUGGCUCAAGUUCCUGUGGGAGACGUACCGCACCGUCCUGGAUAUUUUUAAGAACAACGCCCGCCUGGAGCUCAUGUACCAGUCGACCGCCCACCAGGCCUUCCAGUUCUGCUCAAAGUAUGCCCGCAAGACCGAGUUCCGCCGUCUUUGCGAGCUGCUCCGCAACCAUCUCCAGAAUGCCGCCAAGUUCUCCUCGCAGAUGCACGCCAUCAACCUGUCGGACCCCGACACCCUGCAGCGCCACCUCGACACCCGCUUCCAGCAGCUGAACGUGGCCGUCGAGCUCGAGCUCUGGCAAGAGGCUUUCCGCAGCGUCGAGGACAUCCACACGCUGCUCAGCUUGAGCAAGCGGCCCGCCAAGAACAUCAUGAUGGCCAACUACUUUGAGAAGCUUACCCGCAUCUUCCUCGUUAGCGAAAACUACCUUUUCCAUGCCGCUGCUUACAGCCGCUACUAUAACCUGCUCCGCCAGUCAGCGGCCGCCGUGGCUUCCGGACAGAGCCCCAAGAAGGACAACCCGGCCGUCACUGAAGCCGACAUGACCAAGGCUGCCUCAUUUGUCUUGCUCUCGGCCCUUGCUAUCCCUGUCAUCAGCACUUCCCGCUCGCGAGGUGCCCUUGUCGACGUGGACGAGGCCAGGAAGAACAAGAACUCGCGUCUUACCAACCUGCUCGGCAUGUCCCAGGCCCCCACACGUGCUAUCCUGUUCAAGGAUGCCCUCAGCAAGGGUCUGCUCAAGCGUGUCCGUCCCGAGAUUCGCGAUCUCUACAACAUUCUCGAGGUCGACUUCCACCCGCUCUCCAUUUGCAAGAAGAUCUCUCCGAUCCUGUCCCAAAUCGGCGCUGAUGAGGACAUGCAAAAGUACGUCGGCCCGCUCCAGCAGGUCAUCCUCACCCGUCUCUUCCAGCAGUUGUCUCAAGUGUACGACUCUGUUGAGAUCAAGUUCGUGCUUGGCCUCGCACAGUUCCCUGAGCCUUUCCACGUCAGCGCUGGCACAAUUGAGAAGUUCAUCAUGAACGGCUGCAAGAAGGGUGACCUCGCCAUCCGCACCGACCACGCCACCGGCGUCCUUACUUUUGAUUCUGAUGUCUUUUCAUCAGCCAAGGCCAUGCACCCUGGUUCUGGUGCGGGAUCAGCCGAGAGCGAGUCUCGCUCCGUCCAGCGCCUGCAGAGCACCCCCGCCGAGAUUGUACGAUCUCAGCUCACUCGCCUUGCCAAGUCUCUCUUCGUCACCUGUCAAUAUGUUGACCCGUCAUUCAAUGCCGACCGUCUACGUGCCAAGGAGGCUGCGCUGGCACGAGCCAAGGAAGGCGCCGACAAGGAGCACCAGGAGGUUCUCAGCCGCCGCGACAUCAUCUCGCAAAAGAAGGAAGCCGCCUUGAAGGCUCAGCAGGCCAAGGAGAAUGAAGAGCAGACCAAGAGGCUCAUCCGCCAGCAACAGCUCAAGGAUGAGGAGGCUAGGCGCCUCGCAGAAGAGCAGAAGCAGCGUGCCGAGCAGCGCAUCAAGGCUGAGCAGAAGCGUAUUCAGCGCGAGGAAAUGGAGAAGCAGAUCAAGGAACUCAAGGCCACGACCAAGGUCGACAUUGAGCUUCCCGAAGACCUCGACGAUCUCGACUCGCAGAGAAUCCGCAUCCUCAAGCUUCAAGCUCUUGAGAGGGAGAAGAACCAGCUGGGUGAACAGCUCCGCAUUAGCGGCAAGCGUAUUGAUCACUUGGAGCGAGCCUACCGCAAGGAGGAGAUCAAGCACCUCAAGACCGACUACGAGAAGCAACAGGAGGCUGAUCUCGCAGCCUACGAAAAGGCAAAGGCCGAGGAGCUCAGGGAAGCCGAAGAAAAGCACAAAGAGGACGUUGCACUCAAGCACCGUUUGUCCAGGCUGGUGUCCCCUUACCAGCAAUUUGUUUCUACUGUCAAGCAGCAGCGCAAAGCCGAGUUUGAGAAGCGCCAAAAGAUUGCACAGAAGGAGCUCGAGAGCAAGAAGGCUGCACGUGUCAAGGAGGUCAAGGAGCGCUUUGCUCGGGAGAAGAGGGAGCGUGAGGAGGCCGAACGCCGCCAGCGCGAAGAGGAAGAGCGCGAGAGGGCGGAAGCCGAGGCCAAGGCCAAGGCUGAAGAGGAGAGGCGCGCACGACUGGCCGAAGAGAAGGCCAAGAGAGAAGAAGAGCGAAAUGCUCUUGCUGAGAAGGCUCGUCUCCAGGCACAGCGUGAAGAAGAGGCCAUGGCUAAGCGAAAGGCUGCUGCCAGCGGUAGCCGACCCUUUUCUCGCGAACCAGCUGCUGAUACUCCUUCGUCCAGUGGACCGCCAAAGAUCCAGCUUCCUGGUGGCAAGCCCAGCUGGCGUGAGCGUGAGGCCAUGAAGGCCGCUGGUCAGACUCCUCCAGCUGCCAGUACUCCUCCUGCGCCUGCAGCUGCUUCUCCGGCUGCCGAGGCGGAAGCACCCAAGAGAGGCGGCUAUGUGCCACCGGCGUUGCGCCAAGGCGGUGCUCCUGGAGGUGGAUGGCGAGAGCGCGAGGCUAGCGGCGGCGGCAGCGGUAGUGGUCGUUUUGAGGCUGCUCGGGGUGGAGACCGAUGGGGAGACAGGAAGGCAUCUCCUGCCACGACUGGUGGCUAUGUUCCUCCUGGUGCACGCCGUGAUGCCGCAGCUCGUGAGGGCGAAGGCGAAUCGGAGUCGAGGCCUGCUGCCCAGGCUCCAGCUGCAUCCACGGGCAAGUAUGUGCCCCGUCACUUGAGGGAUCGCCAGUAGAGGAAGAGGAGAGUAAAAGGUUAGGCGUUCGUUUUGUUUCUACUCUCGCUAUGAUUGACGACUGGUCACGGGCGGGGUCAGGACGAAUAUGAUGGCAUAGGGAGGGAGUUUGUGCUUCGUCUUCUUCCGAGUGAGCGGUAACGAACCUGCGCCCACGGUGGAUAGUUUGGUGAUUGAAUGCAUUUUCGAUUCUUCUUCUUCGAGGCUCUGACACCUGGCAUU